GUCACAUUGCUGUGAAUCACAAAUUCAUAAAUUAAACUAAAACAAGACAGCAUAAACAAGACUGAAAAGUUGUUCAAAAUUUCUGUUGCAAACGCGCCGCGAGAAAUGCCAGGUAUCAAUGAGUUUCAAAAGCUUUGUAAGUCGAUGUUCACAGAUUCCAUGAGAAUCGUCUGCUCGGCCACAGUACCGGAAACCCUGAGCCAGAAGUAUCACAAUCGGCUGAUUAGGGCCGAGGACCCCUACACAAUCUUCCAGAUGAAAAGUCAAAACAGCAGUUAUCUGCUAGUCUUUAGUUUCCUGGAAAUCAACAGGUGCCAUACCAUCCAGCUCAACGAUCUGUACGCCGUCAGUUGCCAAAAUGAGUGGAACGAAACGAAGACUUGGUAUUUCGGCUUUAGCCACCGCAUGUGCUACAACUAUCCGAUGAAUCUGACGACGGAACUUCGGGAACACUGUGGCGCCAAGGGCUAUGACGAGGACGAGCAGUCGGGUUACUAUUAUACCAAUCAUGACCUGGACGCAGAUAUUAGCCUACAAGGAAAUGCCGACCGUUUGCUGGCAUCCCCAUUGCUUGUACUUUGGCUCAUAGCAUCACUCUUAGUGUUCGCCAUUCUGCGAUGGAAGGCAGGCUGAUUGUAAGGAUGGUUGGUUGUAGUCGCUCAGUUAUUCGAGAGUUUCGAGUCACACAAGUUCUUUCCCUUUCGAAAAUUAUAAAUCUAACAUGAGCCGGUUUUCUUCGAUCUCUGCUCACUUCAAACGAAUAACCGAAGUCUUGUAGACAUUGACCUGUGCCGGCGAAUAUCCCAGCGAUGUGAAAAUCCGUUUCGGUGGCCAUCUAUCGUUGCCCGGUGAUCCUUACGCCGUUUUCAGGCCGAGCGAAGAUGAUUCCAGGGAUCUAAUGGUCAUAACUGGCAGUGAGGAAGUGAAAUCCUGCAUAUCGCUAAAGGUGAUCGGAAUGAACGAGUUUAAGUGCAUGAGAGGCAACAAUUCGUCGAGCAUUGCUUAUACAAGUCCCAGUUAUUUGGUCUGCUUGGACUACUUUUUGCGCAUGGCGCGUGAACUGGAGAUGGAAGAAGAAAGCCUUCACGGUGCUGUAUUUUGCAAACGUCGAAACCCGUUUGCAAAUGAUAAAAACAGCAAACGACGAAGCUAUCACAAAGGGUUCCACUAUGAUUAUACUAAUCCUUUCGGCAGUUUUGGCGAUAUUUCUCGCUCUACGGUGGUCUUAGUCAUAAUUGAACAUCUCUUAAAUUGGUCAGAUCGUUCUGACAGCCUUCACAUGUGCUGUAAAAUCUCACUGUUUCAAAAUUGAUUCAAACUAUUUCCAAGCAGGUUUUGGAAGUGUUCAGAGAUUUAAAAACAAUUUCGUAUACAAUUUCUUAUAAGGAUUUGUUUUUAGGGACAGCCCAAAAUAAAAAUUAUAAGUCUU
This is a messenger RNA of Drosophila elegans, 1429 nucleotides long. RefSeq lists its product as uncharacterized. Bases 106 to 633 code for a protein of 175 amino acids. Lineage: Eukaryota; Metazoa; Arthropoda; Insecta; Diptera; Drosophilidae. The record is from RefSeq and is a predicted model, not a curated record. The transcript has a single exon.